AUGGUUUCUUCCCCUACACACAGGAAUGGCCAUUUCCUUGAUCUUGUCUUAGUAAGAAACAGUGAGCCACAGGGAUCUGUUGUCAACAUACAAACCAUCGAUCCUGCUCUGUCCGAUCACCUAGCAGUAAAAUUCAAGGUCCCAAUUACGAAACAACCAUUCAAAAGAAAGAAGAUACAGUAUCGGAACCUUAAAUCUUUGGACUCACAGACCUUAGCAACUAGUAUUUCCGAAUCAUCUGUAUGCACUGAUAUUUGUACCAACUUAUCUGAUAUGGUCAAUAGUUAUUUUAAUUUGCUUUCAGUCAUCAUCGAUGAGCUCGCUCCCAUCAAGACUCGCGUUGUUACAAUUCGACCGAGAGCACCCUGGUACACCAGAGACAUUGAUGAAGCAAAGAAGUGUCGUCGGAGGUAUGAACGUAAGUGGAGACGUACUAAAGAUCCUACUGAUAGAAACAACUACCUCGAGAAAUGUAAGCAUGUCAAUCAAUUGAUUCAUGAAUCUAAGUCGAACUAUUACUCUAGUGUAAUAUCAGACAACAAGGGUAAUCAACGAAUCCUGUUUCAGACGGUUGAUAAGCUUCUGCACCGUAAGAAUGAUACAGUUCUUCCUACUUCUYCAUCUGAUAAACAUCUUGCAGAAUGUUUCGCUGAUGAUUUCAUUGAUAAGGUCACUACUAUCCAUACUAGCCUAGCAAGAAGUAAUGUUGUUAUUCCACAUCCACCUGGUGGUGAAGAAAGUGAAUUGUCUGAAUUGUCUGAAUUCCACUCAGUAUCUGCCAAGUCUGUUGAAGCUAUCAUACGAUCGUCACCAUCUAAGUCUUGUUGUCUGGACCCUAUACCAACAUGGCUCUUGAAAGAACAUCUGCAGUUACUACUCCCAUCCAUUGUCAAUAUCGUGAACAUGUCUCUUAGCUCCACAUUUCCAUCAUCGUUCAAGAAAUCAAUUAUAGUACCUCUUCUAAAGAAACCGUCACUCGACGCGGAAGUCCUAAAGCAUUACCGUCCUGUCUCCAGCCUGGCUUUCAUUUCAAAGAUCAUUGAAAAGGCUGUUGUCCUUCAGUUGAAUGAAUACCUUACAACACAUGAUCUAUUCGAAACCUAUCAAUCAGCUUACAAAUGUUUGCAUAGUACUGAGACUGCACUUUUAAAGGUCCAGAACGAUAUUCUUAUUGCCUUGGACAACAAACAAGCUGUUGUCCUCCUGCUUCUUAAUUUAUCUUCCGCUUUUGAUACUAUCAGUCAUGCAACGUUGCUCAUGUUACCUUUAAAAGUCACGCUAUGGAAUCACUGGUAA
Molecule: messenger RNA, 1296 nt
Organism: Actinia tenebrosa (Australian red waratah sea anemone)
Lineage: Eukaryota; Metazoa; Cnidaria; Anthozoa; Actiniaria; Actiniidae
Source: RefSeq, a predicted model, not a curated record